Coccomyxa subellipsoidea C-169 is the source of this 1060-nucleotide messenger RNA. Its product is annotated as thioredoxin-like protein. Bases 134 to 871 code for a protein of 245 amino acids. Gene Ontology annotation, cellular component: cytoplasm. Lineage: Eukaryota; Viridiplantae; Chlorophyta; Trebouxiophyceae; Coccomyxaceae. The transcript has 6 exons. The record is from RefSeq and is a predicted model, not a curated record.
CUCUGGCAUCUUCUUCGGAGUCUGAGGCUCCUGAACGAUUAAGAAACUGAAUGUGAAGCUCGGAACAGCGCGAUCAAGGAGCUGACACGAGCGGAUCAGCGUCUCAUAUCAGGGCAGUUACACGUUGGGUCCAAUGCAGGGCAAUCCUAAUAUGGAGGGCAUGAACCCAGAAAAGUUCAAGAGCAGGAUGCACAGCUUGGCGUACGGCCAAGCGAUGGCAGCAGCAGCCAGAGAUUACCAAAAGGAAAUGCUGGUAAGCGCCAGAGCUGGACCAGAUUCGAGUUUCAGGGAAGUGGAUGUGGAUGACCUUCUUGAUGACCCAGAGCUGGAGAGGCUGCAUGCAGAGCGGCUGGCUGUGAUGCAGAAGGAAGCAGAGAAGCGAAUGGUGCUGCAGCGGAAAGGGCAUGGGGAGCUUCAAGAGGUGCAGGAAGGGGACUUUUUGGAGGUGGUCACAUCGGCGCCACGCGUGGUGUGCCACUUCUUCCACCGCGAGUUUGAGCGCUGCAAGAUCAUCGACAAGCACCUCACUGUGCUGUCGCGCAAAUACUUCGAGACCCGCUUCAUCAAACUCUCUGCGCCGGAUGCGCCGUUCUUCACGGUGAAGCUGAACGUGAAGGUGCUGCCGUGCAUAGUGCUGUUCUCCAACGGCGUUGCCGUCGACCGCACCGUUGGCUUUGAGGAGUUUGGCGCCAAGGACGACUUCUCAACAGAGUCAGUGGAGCGGCGACUGCUGCGCAGCGGCGUGAUACUUCCUCCCACGCGAUCUGAGGAUGACUCAGAGGAUGAGUCAUUCACGCCAGCAGAGCACAUCAGGCGGACUGUGUACGGCUCCCGGCAUGACUCGGACGAUGAAGACUCUGAUUUUGACUAAACGGCCAUGCUUAAUGUUCAAAAAAGGUCAGCUCAAGUUUGACAAGGGCGUUGCUGCAGAGAUACUCCUUUGAACAUUUCGUUGCACUGGCACAAUUUCUACGAUUAAGGAUAGAAGAGAUAUACUUGGAUAUGAGGAGUGCACUUCCUGUUGACUGUAAAAGUACAGUGUAAGUGACUGAAGAUUGAU